UUCUUCACUCUCUCUCUCCUCGCGCCCACUCUCUCACUCUCCACCUUCUUCAUGUUACUUUUCCUUGUACAGCAACCAAAAGACCCAUUUCUUCCUUUAUUUUCUCCUCUCUCUCCCAUUCUUUUCACGUCUGCUGCUCACAACACACACACAUGACCACCAGUUCUCAUAUUAUUCCUUUCCUUUCCUUUCUCCUACAGAGCUUUUAUUUUCUUCUUCUAAUACACAACAUCAUCUUUCCUCUCUUUUCAUUUCUUUGGCUGCAGCAUCACCGUUUUCAUAUUUUUCUACUCUUCCCCUCAAUACCAUCAAUUUCUUAUUCUUUUCUACUUCUCCUUUCUCCUACGCACCAUCACCAUGAACCCACAACCAUGACAGCACCCACACGUUCCUCUUCUUAUCAUGGCUGUGAGUCACACCACCACAAGCAUCAUCAUGUUUCCUUCUUCUACUUUCUUGUUGCUUUCUUUCUCUUGAAGCAAACCACCACCAUCUCCAAGGUCUUUUUAUGGUAAAACUUCUUCUCUUUUCUUUGAUCAUGUUUUAGUCAAUUAGAUUUAGGGUUAAAUGUGUUCACCGUCCCUGAACUUUGAGCGAGAUUUGGUUUUCGUCCCUCGCCGGAAAAUCUUCCUAACCCCAUCCUCAGACUCAAGUGUUUGUACGGAAACCGUCCUUGCCGCCGGUAUAGCUCCGGCAGCCGUGCACGUGGCCGUGCCACGUCAUUUAAUGAAAUGACAUGGCAUUUAAAUAAAAAAAAUUUCUUUUAAAAAUUAUAAUUAAGCCCUCUGAAUUAACCCUAAUUAAACUAAAUAAUCCUAAAACUAAUUAACCCUAAAACCUAAUCUAAACUUGACAUUUACCCCUUACUAUUCACCCAUCUCUCGACCCACCCUUCAAUCUCUCUCAGUUGAAACCUAGCUUUCUAUCCCAGGCGAAGAGCGAAGAACUUUGACGGCGGCGACGACGAACUUUGACGGCGGCGACGGCGAGGAAGGCGACUGGAAUUGACGGAGACGAAGGAUGGCUUUCAAAGCCAUUAUUCAUCACUCUGGACAAUUUGUUGAGGAGCCAAGGUUGCACUACGUAGAUGUCAAAGAAAACACUGUGGAUGCUGAUAGUGAUAGGUGGAGUUAUUUUGAGAGUCUUGAUGUAGUUGCUGAGCUGGGGUAUACAAAAGGAAAGUUCUAGGUGUUUUGGAUGAAAGACGAGGAUUUUGCAAUUCACAAUUUCAGGCCUUUGUCCACUGAUAAAGAGGCAAUAGAGUUGGGUAAAUAUGCUGUAAAGAGGGGGGAAGUACAUCUCUUUGUUAAGCAUGCUCCUGAUGAACUGCCAGCUACUCCAAUUGAUCUCCUCAGGGUACUUGAUGGUUCAAAGAAGAAAGCCAAGAAAGUUCAAUCAGGUGAUCCAAAGAAUAAGGACAAGCAGUUGGAUGGUUCAAAGAAGAGAGGGAAGCAAGUGGUUGUGGAGGCUACAAAGAAGAAAGGAGAAGCAAAAGAACCAAAGAACAAGGGGAAGCAAGUGGCUGUGGAACCUCCAAAGAAGAAAAACCAGCCAUUUAAACCUCCAUCCAAGAAGCAAGUGGAUGCACCACUGAAGUUACCUGGUCUUGAUAAUUUUUGUGCUGAAAAAUUUUCUCCAACAAAGAGGCCUGCCAAAUUCAAGUUGCCAGUGAGGAAGUCUGAUAGGAUAAGAAGCAAUGUUGUCAAGUCAAAGUCCAAUAAGAGGUUAUCUGUAUUGUUGCUUCUAGAUAGUGAUGAUGAAAGGGAGACCGUUGUUGAUAAUGGUAAUGUAGAUGCUGCUGCAAAUGUAGAUGCUAGUGGUGGCAAUUGCCAUUGCAAAUGGAGAUGUAAAUGAAGUUGCUGCCAAUGAUCCCAUUGCUGAUGGAGUUGCUGCCAAUGAUCCAACUGUUGGCAAUGUGCAUGUGGUUGUUACUGGAAAGAAGAAUGGAAAACAUCCUACAUUUGAUGAUGUAUAUGAAGAUGAUGAUCCUUUCAAUCCAUCAAGUGACACUGAGGAUUCCACAACUUCUGUACAUUUCAGUGAUAGUGAAGAGGAAAGAGCUGCAAAGGUUAAUGAUGACGGAUUUGAAGGCAUACCAGUUGGUGUUGCUGAAGCUUUGUUAAAUGAGCAGAUAAGGCAAAUGGAAGAAGGUACCUAUGAAGUACAUGGUGGUGGGGCAGAAAAUGUGCUUCCUCAAUAUGAUGAUGCUUUUGAUUGUGACCAUGAAAUGGAGGCUACUUGGGAAGAUGAAGAGUUACAUAGUAUGUCUGAAGGUGAUGAUGAUGAUGUUAUUGUGAGGAACAGGAGUAUGAGGUUUCAUGAUGAGGAUAUGAGGGCAGAAUUUAACUUUAGAGUAGGUAUGGAAUUUAUUUCAUUGGAAGAGUUUAAGGUUGCUGCUAAGGACCAUGCUGUUCUCACGGGAAGGGAGAUUUAUUUCCCCAAAAAUGACACAACCAGGGUUAGGGCUGCUUGCAAGAAGGAUUGUAAAUGGGUUAUGUUGUGUAGCAAAGUGGGUGGGAGACAAACUUUUGCAAUUAAGACAUUGAGUGGCCCUCAUACUUGUGCCAGAGUAUUCAACAAUAAGAAUGCUACUUCCAAAUUUGUUGCUAAGAAAUUGGUGGAGAAACUGAGGGGUUCAAGGACAAUGAGGCUCAAUGAUGUUGUUGAUGAGAUGAGGUUGGGUUUUUCCACUGGCAUCACAAGGUAUAGAGCUUGGAAGGGAAGACAGCUUGCUUUGCAGAUAGUUGAGGGAGAUGCAAACAAACAAUACACAUUGCUAUAUAAAUUCAGUGCUGAACUGAGGAGGGUUUGUGCAGGAAAUACAUGCAAAAUGCAGUUGGAGAAUCCUGCUGGAAGCAUACAACCUAGGUUUGGCAGAUUCUAUAUGUGUCUAGAAGGUUGUAAGAGGGGAUUUCUUCAGGGUUGUAGACCCUUUAUUGGAUUAGAUGGUUGUCAUCUAAAGACAAUGUAUGGAGGUAUUAUCUUAUGUGCUGUAGCAAGGGAUCCUAAUGACCAAAACUUUCCCUUGGCUUUUGCUGUAGUGGAGUCAGAGUGCAAGGAAAGCUGGCAGUGGUUCCUUGAUCUGCUACUGCUUGAUAUUGGUCCAGAUAGAAGGUGGAUCUUCAUAUCUGACCAAUAGAAGGGGCUACUGAGCUGUUUGGAGGGAUUUGAACACAGGUUUUGUUUGAGGCAUCUUUAUGCAAACUUCAAAAAGAGGUUUGGAGGUGGGGUUGUAAUUAGAAACAUUAUGAUGGCAGCAGCAAAGGCUACUU
Messenger RNA from Lotus japonicus, 3272 nucleotides. RefSeq lists its product as uncharacterized. The record is from RefSeq and is a predicted model, not a curated record. The transcript is spliced from 3 exons. Bases 1811 to 3139 code for a protein of 442 amino acids. Gene Ontology annotation, molecular function: nucleic acid binding; zinc ion binding. Lineage: Eukaryota; Viridiplantae; Streptophyta; Magnoliopsida; Fabales; Fabaceae.